Molecule: messenger RNA, 570 nt
Organism: Meloidogyne enterolobii
Lineage: Eukaryota; Metazoa; Nematoda; Chromadorea; Rhabditida; Meloidogynidae
Source: the annotation of a GenBank genome assembly
AUGCCCCUGUCCCGUCCCCUCCUAUUUUAUGGCCAACCCCAUUCUGCUAUUUGGAUACUAAGUAAUGGAGGGAUUGGCUUUGAACAGUCGGCACGUCAAUACAGAGCAAAUAUAUUACCUAGCAAUGUUAGAAUAAUCGCUCCCUUUUGGAAUAGAAAUGAUUUGAGAGUUGGGGGCAAAAUAUUCUAUCGAGAAGUUACCGGCGGCCGUGUACUCGACCGUGGUCAAAGCGAAAUACGUUACCAAUACGAACUUGAAGUUAAAGUACACACUGCAGUGCUGGUUACAUUUGAUAAAAUGCAGCCUGUGGGGACUGAUCCUUUACCUGACGAAAAUACCAACACUUUCCAAUUAGCCCUCUUCUCCACAAGCAAUGGAACUUUUGCUAAUUUUAUUUACAGCAAUAUUGGAUGGACCCAAGGGGCAGAAGCCGGUUUUAAUGCUGGGGAUGGAAACAAUUUCUUUGCCCUUCCAACCUCUGGCACUGGAAAUAUUAUGUAUUUGGAGGAUUAUGGAAAUACUGGUGAGGGAUUUGUAAGAAAAUUAUUUCCGGAAAAUAUAACCGUAUAG